This is a messenger RNA of Geodia barretti, 1594 nucleotides long. The record is from the annotation of a GenBank genome assembly. NCBI's taxonomy places the organism in Eukaryota, Metazoa, Porifera, Demospongiae, Tetractinellida, Geodiidae.
AACCUUGUACUGAGUCAGCAGUGAUGUAGGGCUGCUCUAACUAGUUCAAGAGGACAUCAGAGACCUUGAAAGACAUUCCAAGAUCGCACUUCAAGAAAGACAAAGGACUGGGUUGAUCAACUACAGCUAAACACACAGGGCAAGAAUAAGUGUAAGAACAAGACUAGGACAGCAGGACAAUAAUAGGUGAUUGAACAAGGGCAGAGCACAUUCAGCCAGCAGUAUAUAGGAUUGAGCAAUAACAGAACAAAGGCAGGGAAAGUUUCAGCAGGCAGAACAAAGACAAAGGUAGGACAACAAUCACUACUACCCAUCAGUGUUGUUUAGAGGCAGGCAGAAUAGAAUUUGGAAAUCACACGAGUUCUUCAGAAAACAUGUUAAAUAACACAACAAGUAACAUCAGCUCUGACAUUUGCUUCAACUAUGACAGAGAGAACUAUAGGGCAGUCACCAUCCUCACUUCUUCAGUGGCUGCGGUCUCAGCCCUGGCCUGCAUCCUAGUCACCUUAGGAAUAGUCCUCUCCAAGAAAUACUUGGUCUUCACCCAGCGUCUCAUCCUCUACCUCAGUAUAGCCGCCACCCUAAAUGGCACUGCCGGAGUUCUAAGACUCCACACGGUGUUUUAUGAGUCCGACAGAGACUGGCAGAGCAAGCUGUGCAUGGCCACCGGGUUCUUUGACCAGGUGAGCGGGUGGUGGCAGCUCCUCGCGGUCUCCUGCAUCACUCUCAGCGUGCUUGUCAAGGUGGUGUGGGGUGGGUCCCCGGAGACAGUAGAGCCCCUUUUCCCGACCAUUAUCUUUCUCUUCCCAAUCCUCAUCAACUGGAUCCCCUUCAUUCACUACACGUACGGGAGGGCCGGAGCUUGGUGCUGGAUCAGAGACAUCAACAGCGACUGCUCAGAGACAAAGUUCGGACAGUACCUGCGGUUCGCUCUGUGGUACAUACCGCUCUACACCAUCUUGAUCCUGCUGGUGUUGAGUUUCUUUGUCAUUCUCUGCAAGAUUCACUCGGAGAAGCGCAGGUGGCAGGGUCGCUACGACCCAGACGCAGUGGAAGAGAAGGAGCGGAUGAAGAAGGAGAUAUGGCCGCUGCUCUGGUACCCAGCCUUCUACAUCUUCCUAAAUGUAUUCCCCCUUGUCAAUCGGUUGCACGGAGUCUUUAACCCUACCCACCCCAUCCUUGUUCUCUGGAUACUCCAGGCCAUCUUUGGACCGCUCCAGGGAGGGUUUGUGUCCGUUGCAUACGCCCUCGACAGUGACACCAUCAGACGACUAAACUGCACGCAGGUUCUCUGCUACUGCUACAGAAAGACUCCGCAGGUUCGCGAGUACCACCAUGAGAUCUACGCGGGACCCUCAGAUAGCUUACUACAAGGAAAGUCCAGGAUGGAAUCAGAAGAGAUGUAACCGUCGGAAAGUCAAGAAUGGACUCAAAAGAGAUGUGUUUGUCGGUAAAGACCUGUUUGUAUGGUGAACAUACUCCAUAUUUUCAUUGCACUUUUUUUAUCACACAUUGUCAUUGAUCAGUUUCAUACAACUAUAUAAUGUACCGAUGGAACAAGUUAUAACUGUGUUGUAUGGUGAAUAGCACCAUU